Molecule: messenger RNA, 4165 nt
Organism: Electrophorus electricus (electric eel)
Lineage: Eukaryota; Metazoa; Chordata; Actinopteri; Gymnotiformes; Gymnotidae
Gene: znf319a
Product: zinc finger protein 319a
Source: RefSeq, a predicted model, not a curated record
UUCGGGGGGCUGGUCAAUGAGGUCCGAUGCGUCACAUUUCUUUGGGCCUUCUAGAUCCCACCGGCAGCGGAUCGACUGCUUUCCCCCCCUCGACCAGAACCGUCUUGGGUUUUUUUUUUUGCGCCAUUUGGAUCGCUCCGAAAAUAAGGUCCCACUGUGCACUGUGAAAGCUGAAUCCAUACAUGUACAGCGGAAGGAUGACGGAGGCAUGGCAGCAGCAGCAUGCAGUGGCCCCUCCACCUGUUGCUCAUCCCCUUCUUCAGGGAGCAGAAAAUCCCCUGGGCAGCGCGGUGUAUGGCAUCGUCCUGCCGGCCGACCCCGCCUUGCAGCAAUCCCAGCACAGCCAGCACGCCCAGCAACACCCGGUGCCGGCCCAGCAGCCCUCCCUGCAGGUGGGGAGCGAGGGUGGGCAUAAGUGCGGAGCCUGUGGCCACGACAUAUCCCACCUGGCCAACCCACACGAGCAUCAGUGCAUGGUGAGCCAGGAUCGCUCCUUUCAGUGCACCCAGUGUAUGAAGAUCUUCAAUCAGGCCACUGACCUGCUAGAACACCAGUGCGUGCAGGUGGAACAGAAGCCCUUUGUGUGUGGCGUGUGCAAAAUGGGAUUCUCCCUUCUCACCUCUCUGGCACAGCACCACAACGAGCAUGCGAAUGGGAACAACCCCAUGAAGUGCUCUAUCUGCGAGAAAACCUACAGACCAGGGUCGUCGUCCUCUAACCCACAGCAGGCGUCCACUGGGGAGACCUCCAGCGGUGGGGCAGCCAUGGGCUCCCCAUCCUCCACUGCUUUUCAGGCCUCCGACAGGCCCUACAAGUGCUCGGUGUGCUCGAAGGCGUUUCGCCACCUGUCCGAGCUCUCUCGCCACGAGCGAGUGCACACAGGUGAGAAGCCCUACAAGUGCAACACGUGUGAAAAAAGCUUCAGCCAGGCGUCUCACCUGGCGCACCACCAGCGCACGCACAGUGCCGACCGCCCAUACAAGUGUGCCGUGUGCGAGAAGACCUUCAAGCACCGGCAGCACCUGGUGCGUCACAUGUACGCCCACUCGGGUGAGCACCUGUUCAAGUGCAACCUUUGCGAGCUGCACUUCAAGGAGUCAUCCGAGCUGCUGCAUCAUCAGUGCCAGCCGGCCGGCGAGCGGCCCUUCCGCUGCACGGCUUGUGGCAAGAGCUUCAAGCGUCCGUCGGACCUGCGCCAGCACGAGCGCACGCACUCGGAAGAGCGCCCGUUCCAGUGCGAGGAGUGCCAGAUGAGCUUCAAGCAGCAGUACGCACUCGUUCGCCACCGGCGCACGCACAAGAAUCCCGCCGACCGCCCCUUUAAGUGCAACCAGUGCGACAAGGGCUUCCUGCAGCCCAGCCACCUCCUUUACCAUCAGCAUGUGCACGGCAUUGAGAGCCUGUUCAAAUGCGCCGCCUGCCAGAAGGGUUUCCGGCAGUCCGGGGAGCUGCUCCGGCACAAAUGCGGCGAGUCCGGCUCCGGCUCCGGCGCUGCCGAGAAGCCGUACAAGUGCGACGUGUGCGGAAAGGGCUACAAAAAGUCAUCAACACUGCAGCGGCACCAAAACUCCCACUGCACGGAAAAGCCAUUGAAGUGUUCCCUGUGCGGCCGCCGCUUCCAGUCCUCGUCUGACUUUGUGCAGCACCGCUGCGAUCCAGCUCGCGAGAAGCCCAUGAAGUGCUCGGACUGCGAGAGGCGUUUCAAAUACUCGUCCGAGCUCCAGAGACACCGGCGGGUGCACACGGGCGAGAAGCCAUUUAAGUGCCCUACCUGUGACAAGGGGUUCAAGCAGCGUGAGCACCUUGCCAAACACGGCAUAGUCCAUUCACGUGAGGCCCAGUUUAAGUGUGUUUGGUGUGGGGAGUGCUUUGGAGAGCUGGGGGCCCUUCAGGAGCAUACAGUUCAACACACCGCAGAAGGAGGGGGCUACCCAGUAGCCCCAUGCAUACAGUAGCAGCUUAAAACCUUGGGCUCUCUAGCUUCUUACCUCGUUAAUGAAGCCACGAACGUAUAGCGCAGACGUUAGAAGUAUGACGCUCUUGAUAGGAUGCUAAUUCUGCUCUAACGUAUUUUGUUGCGUAAUUAUAAAGACAAGAAAUAAAACCUGUGAUAGGAUUUUUAACGUUUCAUUUUACAAUAAUACCAGUAUUCCUUCUUCCAGCCAAGCCUUAAAAAGCUUAAUCUGGAUAGACUAAAAACAACAACAAAAAAAACUUGCCUCAGUAACCACAAAGCUGUACCACCUGAAUGUUCAAGUCGAUGUAAUGGUUUGAACAAGUGUAUUUCCAUGUUUGUGGCACAUAUUUGUGAUAAGGAGUCUUGCCUCUCAUUUUGAUGACACAUUACAUACUUGUGGGAGGUAGAGUAAAACAAAACAUUUAAAAGGUAUUAGAAGUCUUAACGUCAAAUUCAAAUAGGUCAAAAAGGCUAGUGAUUCUGUUUAACCCUACUCUCUUUGGUAUUUGAAAUACAAAAUAUUCUGAAAUAUAAAAAUAGGAAGAAUUGUGUGCCCAUGUGUGUGUUUGUUACCCUUUCAGUUUUUAUUUCAGUAUCACUGAACUUAAUUCAUUCACUGUGUCAGACAUUUAGCACAUCAUAGUUCUGCUGUCAUCUUCAAGGUUGACUACAAAUACAAGGGACACUUGAGGAUUUUUGAAAUUGGAUUUCACUGGCUGGAAUAAAUUAUUGGGGCCUGUGAUUGACAAAUUGGUUGCCUUUUGAUCCUGUGCAGUAUAUGUAAAACCUCAUGCUUUUCACCAGCCAUAGUACUUGUAUAUAUUAAGGCUCAGUAUAGUGACUGUAGGUAUGUAUCUGUAACGUAUAACUCCUAAUGCCUAACCCAUGAUGUAACAGGGUAUGUGUAUGCAUGAAUAGCCUAAAAUUUGUAUGUUAAUAUUUUAUGUUGUAAACUGUCACCGGUGCAUAUUUUGUAUGUUCUCUUAUAGGCAAAAGAAUUAGUUACUCUCGAGUAUUGCAAUCUAUGUGAUCAGCAAAGGUGAUUUUUUUUUUCCCCCUGUAGUUACUAUGGGAAUUUAAACAAUUACCAGUAACACAUUUGCUGGUAUGCUUACAGUUUACAGUAACACAGUGACUUACUUUUGCUUUUGACCUGCCUAGUAACAGCAUGUCUGUCCUAUUUGGAUAAAACAAAUAAACAGAAGGGGUUGUUACUGCUCAGUGAUGCUCUAAUAUUCACAAUACUGUUCAGAAAUUGAUGUUUUUGUAAUUAUAUUACUUGAGUACAGUGGUAGAAUUUAGUGUCUGUGUAUUUGCACCAUACUGUAAACUUUGUUUCAUUGAUCAUCUCUGAGGACAGGGCUUACUUUAUUAUAGUGGAUCUAGAAUGAUUACAUUUAUUAUAAGACACAAUGUUACAUUUAUUUGCCAUAUAUUUGUGUGUGUGUGUGUGUGUGUGUGUGUGUGUGUGUGCGCGCGCGCGCACGUGCCUGCUUCCCGUGAGUUAAUGGAACUAAUCCCCCUGAAUUGUCAUGCCUUUGUAAAAGUCGCUGAUGGGUAACAUCCCAUGAUUUAAUUAGCAUCUUAUUACUAAAAUAGUCAACCAAUAUUAAAAGGAUUCUAAUGCAUUUUGGUUGUAUUAAGUAAUACUACUGAGUACUUUGUGGUGUUAUUUAAUUAUAAAUCAACUAAUGUGUAAAUUUGGAUAGAAUUGCACCAUAAUGCAUCAACAAUUGUGCUGAUCAUAAUUAUUCAUACAAAAUGGCAGAAGACUCAAGCAGACAAGAUGUCUGUAAAGACACAUCUGAUUUUAAAACAUAAUUAUAUAUUACAUUUUGUAUUUGUUGAUAUCAGCAACUGCACCGUGGAUGAUCUAAAGAGGCUGCAGGCUUUUGCUCCAGCCCUUGAAAGCUCUGCCCCUUUCACUAAUGACCACACCUCUCUAACCAAGAAAAGAUCCCAAGUAAUGAAGCCUUAUAUAUUUAAAUUGAAUGUCAUAGAUAUUAAAGCAGGAUUACAACUUUCCCAACCCUACCCCAAGCCAUCCUCUCAUUAUGUUUAUUGCUUACACCCUCAAUCAAUCCGAAGUGACUGGCGUAUGUAAAUAACCCUAUAUGUAAAAAAGAUCAUAAUCGUGCACAAAUAUCUUCACUCGUGUACCAUCACAUAAGGCUACAUGACAUUAACCAAUAAAUGUUUGUAAAGAUA